Colletes gigas is the source of this 1721-nucleotide messenger RNA. It is a transcript of the gene Rbbp5, whose product is annotated as retinoblastoma-binding protein 5 homolog. Bases 128 to 1525 code for a protein of 465 amino acids. Lineage: Eukaryota; Metazoa; Arthropoda; Insecta; Hymenoptera; Colletidae. The transcript has 7 exons. The record is from RefSeq and is a predicted model, not a curated record. Gene Ontology annotation, molecular function: protein binding. Gene Ontology annotation, cellular component: Set1C/COMPASS complex.
AAAACUUCCAACUAAUGACAAUAGAGUAGGGAUCCAUCAGGGUUCUUUAUUAGGGAUUUAAUAGUAACAGACAGAUUGUAGGUUAGUAACGUGGGACUGUCACGUAUAUACAACAAGUAAAGCGAAAAUGAAUUUGGAAUUAUUAGAAUCGUUUGGUCAAAAUUAUCCAGAGGAAUUCGAUGGCACAUUAGAUUGCAUAUCAUUAGCAGUAACUUGUACAUUUAACAAAAGAGGAACUCUACUUGCUGUUGGAUGCAAUGAUGGUAGAAUUGUUAUUUGGGAUUUUUUGACUAGAGGUGUUGCCAAAAUUAUUAGUGCACAUGUACAUCCUGUAUGUUCAUUAAGCUGGUCUAGAAAUGGACAUAAAUUAUUAAGUGCCUCUACAGACAACAAUGUUUGCAUAUGGGAUGUUCUAUCAGGAGAAUGUGAUCAAAAGUAUAGAUUUCCUUCUCCUAUAUUAAAAGUACAAUUUCAUCCAAGAAAUCUUAACAAAUUUUUAGUAUGUCCGAUGAGACAUGCAGCAGUAAUGGUAGAUGCAGAGGGUACACAUAGAGUUAUUCCUCUUGAUGAUGAUAGUGAUUUGAACAUUGUUGCAUCUUUUGAUCGUCGUGGAGAUUAUGUAUAUACUGGAAAUGCUCGUGGUCGAAUUUUAGUUCUUGAUGCAGAAUCUUUGAAUGUGAAGGCAUCGUAUAAAAUAUCACAAGGCACUGCUAGUAAUACAGCUGUAAAAAGUAUUGAAUUUGCUAGACGUGGCUCGUGUUUUUUAGUAAAUACAUCGGAUAGAGUAAUACGUGUAUAUGAUAGUACUGAAGUCCUAGCUUGUGGAAAGGAUGGUGAACCUGAACCAAUACAAAAGUUACAAGAUCUUGUAAAUAAAACUAUGUGGAAAAAAUGUUGUUUUUCUGGAGAUGGAGAAUAUGUAUGUGCUGGAUCUGCGAGACAGCAUGCUUUAUACGUAUGGGAGAAAAGUAUUGGCAAUUUAGUAAAAAUUUUACAUGGAACUAAAGGAGAGUUGUUACUUGAUGUUGUUUGGCAUCCUGUGAGACCGAUCAUUGCUUCUAUAUCAUCAGGUGUAGUUUCUAUUUGGGCACAAAAUCAAGUUGAAAAUUGGUCUGCAUUUGCACCAGACUUUAAAGAAUUGGACGAAAAUGUUGAGUAUGAAGAAAGAGAGAGUGAAUUUGAUUUAAGCGAUGAGGAUAAAUCUGUUGUUCAAGGUGAAGAAGCUCAGGAUGAAGAGAUAGAAGUAGAUGUUGCAUCUAUUGAUAGAGUUGCUGCUUUUUGUAGCUCUGACGAAGAAAUGGAAGAUAUUGGUUCACUUCAAUUUUUACCAAUAUCCCCAGAUGUAGAAGAUUCAGAAGAUAACCAAACAACACCGCAUGAACCGCCUAUGAAAAAACAUCGUUCUCACGACAUUCAUUUACAAGGUGCACCGGUAGAUGAAACACAUCCAUUAUUGAAUAAAGGAAAAGACAAACCAACAACCAAAAAGGGCAGACCAAGAUUAGAGCACAGAAAGGGAAAAUAAUUUAGAAUAUAUUAUGUGUAUAUUUCUAGUAUUAAUAAGUAUCUUAUAAUGUACAGAUUGACUAAAUCUUAAAAUAUAUUAUCAGUAGUGGUAAUAUUUUACACUCGUAAAAUAUGCCAUAAAAUGUGUUACUACUUCCUAUGGAAUGUAUCUUACAUGUUAUUACAUGUAUUAUUCUUACAUGUGUGAUAUUGAA